GAUCACAUCGUACACAUUCAACGGACGGUUAGGUUGAAAAUUUUUGAAAAAUAAAAUGAUCGGAUUAAAACGAUCAAUUUUGCAAAGGGUAGAGUUCUGCAAUGCUAAUAACAAUAAUGAGAAUAGUGAUACAAUAAAAUGUUUGGUGACGGAUCAGGCACCGGUGACGAAUAAAAAAGUCACGGACUUUAGUAUUCGGAAAAUUUUAAGUGAUGAACCUUCUGCUGUUCGUAUUUCGAAUAGUCCACAACUGUUUGCUAACGGCCAGUAUCCAAUAUUCAAUCCAAUAAACUAUGUGUCCGAAAGCAGUGCAGACAAUUGUUCAGAAUUUGCAAAGUGUUUGAUGUGCGACAAAAUGAUCCGCGUGGAAACAUUGAAAAUUCAUCUUCGUACGCAUAAUACGCGUCGGUACGAAUGUACCGAAUGUGGAAAAGGAUUUUCACAGCUACGUAACUAUAAGUACCACGUAUCGGUGCAUCGUGGAUCCAAAGAAUUCGCAGCGCACUGUCCGGAGUGUAAUAAAGUGUUCAAUGACAAGGGAUAUUUAAGCAGUCAUUUGAAAAUUCAUCGCAAUUUGAAGGAAUAUGGCUGUCCACACUGCUCUAAAUCGUUUAAUCAAAGAGUGGCAUUUAACAUGCAUGUCAGGAUACAUACUGGGGUGAAGCCACACAAAUGCCAAGAGUGCGGAAAACGAUUUUCAAGGAAAAUGUUGCUCAAACAGCAUCUUAGAACACAUAGCGGAGAGAAGCCUUAUCAGUGUUCGGUAUGUGGGAAGCAUUUUGCUGAUAGGAGUAACAUGACGCUACAUCAUCGACUUCAUUCCGGUGUAAAGCCAUUUUCGUGUCCAAUUUGCCCGAAGGCAUUCACCAAGAAGCAUCAUCUUAAAACUCAUUUAAAUUAUCACUGCGGCUAUAAACCUUAUAAGUGUCCUCAUCCAAAUUGCGAACAGUCGUUCACACAAUCGAGUAAUAUGAGAACACAUUCCAAGAAGUGUCAAUUUCGACCCAAUCUUUUUGAACCAAUUAACGAUUGCUCAAAUGUAAAUCAAUGUUAAAUUAUUAAGAAAAUGAAAUUAAA
Bradysia coprophila is the source of this 1077-nucleotide messenger RNA. RefSeq lists its product as uncharacterized. Gene Ontology annotation, molecular function: DNA-binding transcription factor activity; RNA polymerase II cis-regulatory region sequence-specific DNA binding. NCBI's taxonomy places the organism in Eukaryota, Metazoa, Arthropoda, Insecta, Diptera, Sciaridae. The record is from RefSeq and is a predicted model, not a curated record. Gene Ontology annotation, biological process: regulation of transcription by RNA polymerase II.